AAGCUGGUUUCUUUUCAGCUGAGAGAAACAGGAAAACAGCAGCCCUUUUUCACUUCAUCAUUUUAUUCUUUUUGUUCUUCACGCUGAUUGACAUCCGCAGUGUGGGCGAAGCAUCCCUGCUGAAGUCAUGGAUAACUUUCAGACCGUCCUGCGCUUCUUCAUGAACCAAAAAGCCACUAUUGGAUACAGCUUCAUGGCUCUACUGACUAUCGGUGGAGAGAGGAUCUUCUCAAUGGUCUCCUUUCAGUGUCCGUGCAAUCGUGCACAGAACUUUGGCUAUGGACUGACUUUCAUUCUGGGUCCUGCUAUAGUUCUGUUGGUUCUUGGUCUGUUCUUCAGCACCAGGCUGUGGAGACUUCUGACAGGUUGUUGCAUCAAUCCCUUCAAGCUUUGUCCUCGUGGAAACUGUUUUGGCUGCCUGAGAGUACUCACCAACAUCUUCACUGGUGCAUGUGUGGCCCCUCUGAUGUGGCUCUCAGUGGCCUUGCUCAACGGCACCUUUUACGAGUGUGCUGUUAGUGGUCUGGACGACAACCUUGUGGUAAACUUGCUCUGUCAUAACAAAACCAUCAAGUGUCGGGAGGAGCUGGCUCGUGUGCCGUGUGACAGGUCCACGCUCUCCAGUGAUGAACGAAUGGAGCUGCUGUUAAUGCUGCGAGCUCAGUCUCAGAUCCUGGGCUGGAGCAUCAUCAUCAUCGCAGCGGUGGUGGGCCUUGUUACAUCUUGUAUCGCUAACUGUCGCUCCAAAGUCAGCUACCUACAACUCACCUUUUGGAAACGCUACAUGGAGAAAGAAAAGCAACAAUUUGAGUCUUUCGCCGGGGAAUAUGCUUCCAAACUUGCAGAGAGAAAUAUGCAAAGCUUUUUUGACAACAAGGACCCUGCACCAUUCCCUUUCCCCAAUCACCGAGCCUGGGAGGAGAUCUCUGAACUCUACACCUUCUCCAGAAGUGAGCAGUACUACAGCACUCUGCAGCGCUACGUGGAGAAGGUGGACAGAGACUACACACCAGAGAAGAGGCCAGUCAUGGAACUGGAGCAUGGAAUUGAGAUGAGCUAGGAGAGAAGGGUUCUCACUCAUUUGUUGUAAACUGCCAUGGUAGGGUUUUUCACUCUGGCAUAAUCUGGCAUAACAUAUUUGACAUCCCCAAGAGGAACAUAGGAAUAAUGUGACUGACAAUCACUUCUGCUUAGAAAUGUACUGUAUGCACUAAUAAUCUCACUGUUCACGGUACCUGGUCUGACUAACUCAGACUAUGUGAAAACAUGUUUGCUGCUGCAGUGAUGGACCUAGAGGCUUGCAACAGAAUCUGGUUGUAUUGGGUUGCUAAUUGAAGCAUGGUUGACACAAUAUGAGGUUGUCAUUGCGUAAUUACAAACAAGCUCUAAAAAACAUGUGAUCUUGAGGAACUUGUUUUUGAGUUUAUGGCCAUUGCUGUGUUAUUUUGCUGACUCAAGCUGUUGUGAAAAUAACUAUGGAUGUUGGUGUGUGAAGCAGUCACAUAGCUUGCUUGAGAAAGCCUCAAAUUCCAUCCAGACAGAUAUUUGACCUGGUGCGCCCCCAAAAGUCCCCGCCGUCUUUGCUGCAGAGAAGUGACCUCAUCUGAGUCAUUUUAUAUUUGUCUCUGUUCAGGGUGUCAAUUUCAAUUUUGAUAUUAUUUUGCAAAUAUUGCUAAAUAUUUUUUUAAUCAACGCCAAUAUUACAGACUGACUGUGAUUGUCAUGUGCAGGUUUUAAUGAGGGUAAACAGACUUAUUUGAAUUAUUAGCGCAAGGAAGAAUAAUUAGGUCUAAAGAGAUAUCACAUCACUCCAGAUUGAGUUAUGCUUCACCACUUUGACAUUUCUUAUCAUUUAUUUUUUUUAAAUCCAAUCUAAUCCACUCUUGCUCUGGCUUCCAGCUGUGUGGAUGAAAUGCUGACAACAUAAGAGUCAGUACACUGUAGAUACUUGUUGUACCAAGGCAGAGCCCUGAAUCAAAGGAGAUUAAACCUUUUCCAUCAAGGUGCCUGGAAGUCUAAACACCUCAAGCUUUUUUCCCCAAAGCACUUUGCCACUCAAGUUUUAAAGGGGGUAUGUAAAGAAGGCAUGUGUUAUUAUCAUUGUUUUUUAUUUAUUUAUUUAUAAUUAAGAAUCUUGAUUUAAGUUCUCAAUUCCAUUUUCUUUUUGGCAUGGAAGACAAAAAUGUAACAGUUUCAAAUAUAAGUUUGUCUGUUUAAAUGUGAAUGCACGUCAAAACGUGCAAGAAAUAAAAUUAAAAACUCAAGGAUCACGACGAACAGGCGAACAGGCCACUUGAAAAGGUUUAAGAAGAAAUUUGCAAGCAUGUGAAAACUUGCAUGUCACUGGGGUCUGGACAUGUGACAACAUGCUGGGUCCACACAAGAACAGCUUUCUCAGUGAAUGUGGUCAUUGACAUGAUGGAUUCACUGAAUACGUCAUAACUACGGUGCUUUGUCUUGUCCUUACAGUGCACCCAUUUCUCUCUGGUGAACCAACCACAGUGUAUCCAUUGACACAUUUCAUGAUACCAUUCAUUAGUGCAUAGCAUGACUGAUGGUACCACUGUUUAUGGUCGACAAGAGCAUUUACCAAAUAAACAAUGCUAGUCACU
Synchiropus splendidus (mandarinfish) is the source of this 2612-nucleotide messenger RNA. RefSeq names its product calcium homeostasis modulator protein 5-like. The transcript has 2 exons. Gene Ontology annotation, molecular function: monoatomic cation channel activity. NCBI's taxonomy places the organism in Eukaryota, Metazoa, Chordata, Actinopteri, Syngnathiformes, Callionymidae. Bases 128 to 1060 code for a protein of 310 amino acids. The record is from RefSeq and is a predicted model, not a curated record.